AGUGGGGCACGAGGCUGCUGAGGAGCAGCGGCGUGAAUGCGCGUGCUGCUGUCGACGCCCACCGGCUCCUCCUCCAGCUCCUCCCUCCACCGCUCCAGCCCACUCCUCCACCUCCUCACCUCCAGCUCCCUCCUCCUCCACGCUGCACAGAGCUCCGACGCAGCGCCAGGCUGUCGGCCAUGUGGGAAUCUCUCCUCAUAGUGGCUCUCGCUUGACUCCGCGCUGGUGAAGAUGCCGGCGCUGCAGCCUUUUCAUCGACGGCCGGCGGCGCUCUGCUAGGAGACGAAGCCAGCCGAUCUGCGCUGCCUCCGUCAAAGCGAGCUUUUCUCAGAAGAACUCUCCGGUGCCACUUUGUCCAGGACGCGCUCACGUGGGCCACCUGUGGAACAGGAGCAGCCUCCACUCGACCAGCGCCGCCGGGAACCAGGAGCCAUUUCCAGUAAUUCACUCCUCUGAACAGCGGCAUCGAGGCACCGACGCCGCUCUGUCACACGGACACUGAACAGCUGUUGCGUUUGCCAUCGAGUCGCAGCAGAAGAAGCGGCGCGACACAUUCACGGCAGCGACUCAGGAUGCCCAGAAACUUGUUUGCAUCAAAGCGCCUCGUACUUAGCAACAGCCGAGGAUGAGAGACGCUGCCAUGACCCACCUGUGUGUUUUUCACCUCGUUGGAGAGACGAGCACCACGAGGGGGGGUCGGCGGGAGGGAGAGGGGAGGGGGGGAGAGAGCCACAGAGGGAAGGUGUGAGUGAGGACGAACGGCAGUGAGGCUCAGCAGGACACGGAGGACGCGGAGAGAAGUGAGUGAAGACGGAGUCCAGCAUCAGAGGCGCUGGCUCGACGCCCGUCGCUGCUGGAGGAGAGGGGGAACUUUGACGCUGCCACCAUCAGCACCAUGGAUCUUGCAAACCACACUUUUGAAAACACAUCGUGUGUCCAACCGGCUCCUCACAGUGUCUGGGAGUCUAUAACCAUCGGGACGGUGUCGGCAAUUGUCAGCUUGAUUACUAUCGUUGGAAAUGUGCUGGUCGUGCUGUCCUUCAAAGUCAACAGCCAGCUGAAGACUGUAAACAACUAUUACCUGCUGAGUCUGGCCUUCGCCGACCUCAUUAUCGGAGUGUUGUCCAUGAACUUAUACACCACAUAUAUACUGAUGGGUUACUGGUCCUUGGGGAACAUUGCAUGUGAUCUAUGGCUUGCAGUGGAUUAUGUAGCCAGUAACGCCUCAGUUAUGAAUCUACUCGCCAUCAGCUUCGACAGAUACUUCUCCAUCACGAGGCCGCUGACGUACAGAGCAAAGAGGACCCCCAAGAGAGCUGCCAUCAUGAUAGGCCUUGCGUGGCUGGUGUCGUUUGUCCUCUGGGCACCACCCAUUCUGUGCUGGCAGUACUUUGUAGGUAAAAGGACGGUGCCCAUGUGCCAGUGCCAGAUCCAGUUUUUGACCGAGCCUGUGAUCACGUUUGGCACCGCCAUUGCUGCGUUCUACGUCCCAGUCUCUGUCAUGACUAUCCUGUACUGCAGGAUCUACAAGGAGACACAGAAGCGCACAAAGGACCUGGCAGAGCUGCAAGGGCUCGCGACAGAAGAUGCUCCACACGGAAAGAAGCCACAAAAAACUGUGAUUAACUCCUGCUUUCAUUUCACCAGAGAAAAGCGAGCGCGCAGUCAGGCCUCCUGGUCGUCCUCUAACCAAAGCAACGCCACCAAGACGACCACUCAAACGGACGACGCUUGGGCCAAAGCGGAGCAGGUCACUUCCUUUAACAGCUACACCUCGUCUGAGGAGGAGGAGCACCACGUUUCAAUGGAGACGCCGCAGGGAUCCUUCAAAGAUCCAGGCAGAAGACAGAGCAGUAAGAAUGGGCAGGUGAAGGAUUACGCAGAAAAUGAGUAUUUUUCCCCUCCUCCGAAGAAAAACUAUAAAAAGUGCAUCUCCUAUAGGUUGAAUCCUGGCUCAAAGGGUAAAAAUGGCAACUCAGCACCGACAACGCCCUGCAGAGCUCAAGCGGCGCAGCCUGACAGGAAUGCCUCCCCCUCCUCCUCCACCACCUCCAAAUCCAUGGACCCGGCCCUGAAGAACCAGAUCACCACCAGGAAGAGGAUGGUGCUGGUGAAGGAGAAGAAGGCGGCGCAGACGCUCAGCGCCAUCCUGCUGGCCUUCAUCCUCACGUGGACGCCGUACAACAUCAUGGUGCUCAUCUCCACCUUCUGCGCCGACUGCAUCCCCACGUCCCUCUGGCACCUGGGCUACUGGCUGUGCUACGUCAACAGCACCGUCAACCCCAUGUGCUACGCCCUCUGCAACAAGACCUUCCAGAAGACCUUCCGCAUGCUUCUGCUCUGCCAGUGGAGGAGGAGGAGGAGGUGAGGACAGCGGAGCUGGACGACCAAAGCCACGCGUCAACCAUACGCUGACUGGAUGCGGUUCUGCUGAACUCUAUAUGUCCUGUAGUCAGUGGACCACUGCAUGUGAUGUAGCGCUGAGGCAGAUUAUUAGAGAAUGGAAACCUGGUGAGACGUGGCAACACGUUCUCAUUCAUAUUACUUAGGAGGACCAGUUUUACACAUUCAGCCUGUUUACGGGUCCUUCUAAAAAGCCCGCUUGGCUUCAUGGUGAGAAUUUAACCUAAAUCUGUGACAUUUGGAUCUAAAUACAUUGAAUUAAAAUGUUGCAGACAUAUACAACACGGUUUCAUGAACAAGUAACUGGUUGGUUGGAUUCUAUCCACACAAGGUUUUGCUUUGUAGGUUUUAGAGAUGCACAGUUAGAAGCUAUGGAUGAUACAAAAACAGUCACUGCUCAGAUGAGCUCCAGUAACUUUGUUUGUCUGUAUGAAGUCCAUAAACUGAGUUCAUUGGAAGGUUUGACAUCUGUCAUCAUGGUUCAAACUAGAGUCCUGCUGGGAAGGAAUCACCUCAGGACCAGCUCUGACUGGAGGAAUGACGACACCCUGAACCUGUUCCUCACUCACACUGUAAAUAGCACGUGAUGUAGACUCACACCUAAAGCACAGGAGUCACUCAAUCCUCCAAAAGGAGAAUGUAAAUGUUCGUGUAUAAGUUGUUAGUAAAUGUUUGUUUCUUUUCUACUCUACAACCUGUGUUCAAGGGCUAAUCUGUAGACGUUUGGGCACCUCCUGCAUUAGUUCCACAGUGGUUGUAGAACCUUUAUUCUCUUACUGUAAAGCAGGAACUCGUGGGAGAGGACGAAGAUAACGUGGUUUAACUGCUGCUGCUGUAAAUUACUGCACUUUCUUGUCAUUUCUGACGUGACGUCGAAUGUUCUGUGCCUUUUGUUCCUGCGCUCGCUGUCUGUGCCGUGUUGUGAAAGCAAGUCUGUGCGCGUUGAUAUGAAGAGUGACAUUACAGCUCAAAGGCACAAAUAUACUUUGCUCAGCAUGAACUGCAACAUGUUGAAUGUGAUCUGAUUUGAUUAGCGCUUGGAUACUGUUGUUUGGUUGUUAUUCUUUAUUUCAAAGGGACACAUUUUGAAAAAAUUCCUGUUUUAAUGAUGAGAAAAGGUCGACACAGUGGUCACUGCAGAGAAUAAACUGAAUCAAAAUGACUGUAA
This is a messenger RNA of Betta splendens (Siamese fighting fish), 3571 nucleotides long. It is a transcript of the gene chrm5b, whose product is annotated as cholinergic receptor, muscarinic 5b. Gene Ontology annotation, cellular component: synapse; dendrite; plasma membrane. The record is from RefSeq and is a predicted model, not a curated record. Gene Ontology annotation, molecular function: G protein-coupled acetylcholine receptor activity; G protein-coupled serotonin receptor activity. The coding region runs from base 896 to 2368 and encodes 490 amino acids. The transcript is spliced from 2 exons. Gene Ontology annotation, biological process: chemical synaptic transmission; adenylate cyclase-inhibiting G protein-coupled acetylcholine receptor signaling pathway; G protein-coupled receptor signaling pathway, coupled to cyclic nucleotide second messenger. NCBI's taxonomy places the organism in Eukaryota, Metazoa, Chordata, Actinopteri, Anabantiformes, Osphronemidae.